Molecule: messenger RNA, 2309 nt
Organism: Chara braunii
Lineage: Eukaryota; Viridiplantae; Streptophyta; Charophyceae; Charales; Characeae
Source: the annotation of a GenBank genome assembly
GCAGUCGCCUCCCCUCCCUUACUCACCUUUCUCUCACAUGUGUGGAAGGUCAUUGCCCCGACUGCAGGAUGACCACAAGCCGCACCACCGUAUGCUGCUUCUUGCUUUCUUUCAGAACUCUGCACAGUCUGCGCUUCGACACCAGCGAUGGAUUCGCCGUCUCUCCACCUGGAUGGGAGGUUGAGCAGCGGCACCCAUGGUGGUCGCCGGUAGUUGAGAAUGAUCCUCAAGGAAGACAAAAGGGCCAAAGCGAGGACGUUGUGGGAGGAAGUGAGAAAGGGGGAAGCUCCCGGACACGCCAAGGAACUCCGUUGUCACUGGAAACACUUAUUUUGGACCGUACGUUCCCUCUUCGGGCCGAGGGCAUGCAGAUGGCAGCCUUUUCGGACUUGUUCCUGAAUCUGACAACACUUUCUGCUUGCCUUCCAAUACCUGCAUCUUUCCAAAUUCUUGCCAAAGUACUUCACCGGCUCCUCCAUGCAUGUCCUCGAUUGGUGACUCUAAGUCUCCAGGCGUGCAGACCAUCUGAGACACCGAAGUCUUUCGUUGAUUGGGUUGGUGUGAGAAGGUUUCUGGGAGUGGGAAGUGGUGCUGCCAAGAAGGGUGAGGAGGAGGAGGACCAGGUGGCAAAGGAGGAGUUGAUGGAGGAAUUGGGGGAGGACGAGAAGGAACAGGAGGAGAUGAGAAAGAAGGGAAGAUCAGGAGAAGAAGCAAAAAGAGAGGAAGUACAAGGAGAGAUGAAGGGGAAGGAAGUGCUGGAGGCAAUGUCAUUGGACAAGCGUGAUCGAGGAAGAAUUCGAUCAUUGCCAAUUGGGAAAGAAUCACAGCCUCUGCAUUGUCUAAUGAUCGACUUACAUGAUGAGGACAUUGAAUUUGAGCAAGCAGAGCUAGAUGCCCUUAUCGAAGUUGUUCCUUCCCUGCACACUCUGAAAAUCAACGGCGGGAAGAGGCAUUUCACAUCUAUUCGCUACCCCUCACUGCAGUGUCUUGAGGUUAUUGAGCGGCAAGAAGAUUUUAUUUUGCCUCUGACGAUCAUUUGUGCCAAUUUGACUAACCUUGUGCUAGACACGUCUGCGCAGGGUGCAUCAAUGAUUCCACUCUUGCAGGUCCUCUGCCCAAAGUUGAAGGUACUUCUCCUCUGGCCUGGUCCAUGUGCGCCGUCUGGAACAGUUUCUCUGUGUCAUUACCAUGCGAGGUGCUUGUGGACAUACCAUAAUUUGUUCGCUUCAGUACCAUUGGACAAUCUUGUGUCUCUUCGCCUAGAGGAUCGUAUAGUCUUUGAGGGUGCCCUCUGCCAAAUUCUGGCACACCACUUGCACAGUCUUGAAGAGUUAGAUUUGGAUAUCAGUGAGAUCUAUCCUACCGACUCACCGCUCUCUAUGGAAGAGGUACAUCUUAUCCGAGAAGGAAAGGAAUGCUGCGGUCAAGAUGGACCCUCAACCAGCAGGUACAAAAUCAAGGAUUGUGCUGCUGACUAUUGUUUCUACAACACCGAUCGAAUUGCAACCGAGCACAAGCCUCUUGCUUCUUCUCCUCCUCCUCUCUCCUCGACUGUGUCAUCUUUCUCGCCCAUCUCCCUCCGCUCAGAGUCUGAGGCCGCCAUCACUGAUCCCUCUUCGAGUAGGAGUAUGAAAGCUCCUCAUGCCGCUUCUUCAGCUCCCGCCACCAUCACUAGAUUCCCAGAAGAUGGGUCUCCACGUUUUCCAAAGCCUUUGGGGCUUCGAAAACUGAAGUCGCUCAGGCUAGGCUUAGGGUUCGUGCGUUUGUUUGCAAAACAUACAGAGCGAGGCGUGCGCACAUCUACCUUGUAUCCCUCCAAGAUGGAAGAAGCUCACAUUGAGGGCGCAUCGAAUGAUGUAUGGACGAACAUCUUUUACGAUUGUCCUAAUUUGGACAGGAUCGAUUUCACACUGUGUGGACACGAUGAUUCGAACUGUAAAGGAUGUGAGACUGGGAACUGCAGUGAGGAGAAGCUGAGAAAGGAGGAAGAUGAGUGGGCUAGGGAAUUAGUUGGAGUCGUCAGUGCCUUUUUGAAACCCAGCACCAAUUUGACGAGAGUUGGGCUGGAUAUUGUUGAGAGUGGUGGCACUGUAGAUUACCAUCGUAUGUUCAACAUGCUUAAGGUCAUUUUCCCUUCUGUCGUUAUCCAUGUAUCAGUCCGCAUGAGGAUAUCCUAUGGCGGCAUUUACACACCCGAAUCGAGUGGAAGCGAGGAAUAAGAAGAAGCAAUAUAGGAGGAGGGUAGCAGGUUCAUGAACUUCCUUUCUCACCAUAAUUCCACAUUCUCCUUUAGAACUAGCCUUUAAACU